Molecule: messenger RNA, 248 nt
Organism: Plasmodium cynomolgi strain B
Lineage: Eukaryota; Apicomplexa; Aconoidasida; Haemosporida; Plasmodiidae
Exons: 2
Source: RefSeq, a predicted model, not a curated record
AUGGAGAUAAUGAAAAUCCUAAAACAGUACAUGCUAUUUCCACAAACGGAGGUCAAAAAUUUCAGACUAUACAGCAGGACCAAAAGGAUUAGUAGUCGUAGCAAUCUCAUCGAGUUCUUCAACUACUGCAACUACAUCAACUUCUGGAAGUACACCAAAAAGAGAAACUGUGUCAAGUCCAGUAACAACCCCAAGUGCAGUUGCUGCAACUCAACUAGGGGAAACAACAAAUACAGCAGCUUUGUCAU